UGCACGUGGAGACCGGAAGGUGACGCGUUCCGGGAAGGACACGUCGUCGCGUCACCCAUAGUCCAUUGCAAAGCCCGCGGCUUGAGAUGAACGCUGUGGAAAUGACAGCCGCGCGCAAAUACUCGUCUUUUCCUCAGGAUGCUCCGCAGCCGGCCCAGGACGUGGCGCGGGUCCAGCUCCUCCUCUCGGUGGCCGUGGCCGUGCUCUGCGUGGUUCUGGUGAUUUGGAUACUUUUCCGGACCAGAAAGAGCAGUCGGCGAGCAGUGCUGCUGGUGGGUCUCUGCGACUCGGGAAAAACUCUUCUGUUUGUUAGGUUGUUAACUGGCAGUUUCCGAAAUACACAGACUUCCAUAGCUGAUAUCUCUGCCUUGUACAGAGUAAAUAAUGAUAAGAGGACAAAUGUGACAUUGAUUGACCUUCCAGGCCAUGAGAGCUUACGUCUUCAGUUUCUGGACAGGUUCAAGGAUGCAGCUAGGGCGAUAGUGUUUGUUGUCGAUAGUGUAGCAUUCCAGCGGGAGAUGAAAGAUGUAGCAGAAUUCCUGUACCAGCUCCUGAUUGACAAUGUAGUGCUGAAAAAUGCACCACCUCUGCUAAUAGCAUGCAACAAGCAAGAUGUUACAAUGGCAAAAUCUUCCAAACUCAUACAGCAGCAGCUGGAGAGAGAACUCAAUACCUUACGAGUGACCCUCUCAGCUGCCCCAAGCACACUGGAUAGCACAAGCUCUGGAUCUGCCUCUCAGCUUGGGAAGAAGGGCAAGGAGUUUGACUUCUCCCAACUGCCCAUGAAAGUGGAAUUUGUUGAAUGCAGUGCCAGAGGAAGCAAGGGAGAAGAGGGUAGCUCUGAUAUUGAAGACCUGGAAAAAUGGCUAGCAAAAAUUGCCUGAGCGUGGGAGGUAGCAAAAUCAGCUACUGGGAAAAUGAUUUGAAUUGGAAUGAAAUCUAAUAAGGGAAGGGCUUGAGUUCCUAGGUACAGCCUGGAUGGGAUGAGGGAAGCACUUGGAACUGCAACAAGGGCAAGUUAAUUCUGUAUUCUGUUCUGUUUUGAGGUGCCUCUGCUUGCUACAGAAUGCUCUGUUGAAGGAUUCCUGUCAUCCCAGCAAAGUGCAGUCAUUUUUGUUCUUUCCAUUCUCACUCCCCUCUGCAGUUUUUCUUACUAUGUCUUAAUCAGAAAGCCUUCAAAUGGGAUUCUAUCUUUGGAUGAAAGUUG
Molecule: messenger RNA, 1207 nt
Organism: Rhineura floridana
Lineage: Eukaryota; Metazoa; Chordata; Lepidosauria; Squamata; Rhineuridae
Gene: SRPRB
Product: SRP receptor subunit beta
Exons: 7
Coding region: 87-884 (265 amino acids)
Biological process (GO): protein targeting to ER
Cellular component (GO): signal recognition particle receptor complex
Source: RefSeq, a predicted model, not a curated record